This is a messenger RNA of Pleuronectes platessa (European plaice), 1252 nucleotides long. RefSeq names its product coiled-coil domain containing 43 (gene ccdc43). The record is from RefSeq and is a predicted model, not a curated record. The coding region runs from base 30 to 671 and encodes 213 amino acids. The transcript is spliced from 5 exons. Lineage: Eukaryota; Metazoa; Chordata; Actinopteri; Pleuronectiformes; Pleuronectidae.
GCGCCGCCGAAAGACCCCACAGGUCCAAGAUGGCCGCGCCCGUGGCAGACGCCGGGGAGUUUGAAAGCUGGCUAAAUGAUCGGCUGGACUCGUUGGAAGUGGACCGUGAGGUGUACGGGACGUAUAUCUUAGGAGUCCUAGAAGAAGAGGAGAGCGACGAGGAGAAAGAGGACGCGCUUCAGGGCGUUUUAUCCGCCUUUCUGACUGAGGACACUGUGGAAGACGUCUGCAAACAGAUCAUCAAGCAGUGGACGGAGUGCUGCAGUCGAUCAGCAGUCAAAGAAGAUGAUGCUCAGGUCCUGGCCAUCGCCAGUUUGAUAGAAAAACAAGCUCAGAUUGUGGUGAAACACAAGGAGGUGUCCGAGGAGUCGAAGAAAAGGAAAGAAGCUGUCCUCGCUCAAUACGCUAACAUCACGGAUGAUGAGGAUGAAGAUGAGGAAGAGGAGCAAACAACUGCGACUAAACUCCCGGCAAGUGACAAAUCUCUGUUUAAGAACACCAACGUGGAGCAAGUGCUAAACAGACAGAAGGAAAAGCGGGACCAGGCUCGCGAGGACUCUCAGAAGAAGAAGGAGACAGACAAGAUGCAGCGGGAGAAGGACAAACUGGCCAAAACAGACCGGAAAGAGAAGGAGAAGAAGCGCACACAGAAAGGCGAACGCAAAAGAUAAAACAAAGAGAAAGGACAUUUUGUUUGUGAGGUUAUGUUACAAGACAAAAAUGAUUGAGAAAAGUCAUCGCCUCUUUUUAGCUCAACCUCAUUUGCACCUUACAUGUCAUCAGAUCCUCUGUGAUAAUUACUUUCUGCCACUCUUAGUGUGUGAAGAACAAUGUGCUGGACUUUUUGCAUAUUCAAAAUCAUGUUUUAUCCUUAGGGAUGCAGAUGCAAUCGAUCGUAUGUUGACACAUGCUUUGCCACAGUUAUCCCUGAAAUUAUCAAAUUAGAUUAGUUAUAGUAAAAAGGAAUCAAACUCCUGACUGUGCUAUCAAUCUCUGUGCCAAGUCCCCCGCUGAAUUAUUUGCCUUUUAUUUCCACACAACUUCAAAGUAAAGGCACAUUUAUACAUCAACACAUUUUUUACUUCUAAUUUCACUAUAUCAGGUUUUAGUUUCAAUGUCAGCGAAUUUUGUCUGAGAAUUGGAAUAAAGGAGCAGUUUGAUCAAUUGUACUGCAAACAUAUGCACCAUGAUCUGAAUGUUUAUGCUGAGGUUCAACAUUUUUAAAGUAAUAAAAAGAAAAAGUGUUCAGCAA